Messenger RNA from Aplosporella prunicola CBS 121167, 634 nucleotides. RefSeq lists its product as uncharacterized. Gene Ontology annotation, biological process: fatty acid metabolic process. The record is from RefSeq and is a predicted model, not a curated record. Gene Ontology annotation, molecular function: long-chain fatty acyl-CoA binding. The transcript has 3 exons. NCBI's taxonomy places the organism in Eukaryota, Fungi, Ascomycota, Dothideomycetes, Botryosphaeriales, Aplosporellaceae. Bases 151 to 420 code for a protein of 89 amino acids.
GCCUACCUUUCUUGCUUCCACUCUCUCGCAUCAUCAUCAUCACUGCUUCUACAUCUCCCUCCACACACAUACACACACAUAGGCGUCUUUGCGACGACUGCUUCACUCCUACUCUACCAACGUACCUAGCUUAGCUACACCACCGCAACCAUGGUCUCCGCCGCGUUCAACAAGGCCUUCGACGAGUCGAACAAGCUCGAGAAGAUGCCUGGCCAGGACGAGCUGCUUCAGCUCUACGCGCUCGCCAAGAUCGCCAAAGGCGAGGAAGUCGCCCAGGCCGGCAUGUUCGACCUCAAGGGCAAGGCCAAGUACAACGCCUGGAAGAAGGAGGUCGACGCCGGCGUCUCCGCGUCCGAUGCCGAGAAGCGCUACAUUGAGCUCGUCGAGACGCUCAAGGGCAAGUACGGCGUCAAGGCGUAGAGCCACCACCGUCAAGGCGUAGAACCGUCAGGGCGUAGAAGUCUAUGUCUAUGGCUACAUACGUGGGAGGGUUUUUUCUUUGCGCGUAAGAGCGCUGUAGAUGUAGGGGAGGACUACGGCGGCUCCACCUCUAUAUAUGCUUGAUGCGUCAUGCAUGAUGAUCAUGAUGGUUGGAUCUUUGGCAAUCCUUGGUGCGCUUUGCUGCGCUGUGCUG